Pocillopora verrucosa is the source of this 1521-nucleotide messenger RNA. RefSeq lists its product as uncharacterized. NCBI's taxonomy places the organism in Eukaryota, Metazoa, Cnidaria, Anthozoa, Scleractinia, Pocilloporidae. The record is from RefSeq and is a predicted model, not a curated record.
UCGACAACCGUGAAAGUGAAGUAUUUUAUUCGCAUAUCUCAGUUCCUCCCCGUCAUGGCCUUCAUAGGUAGCCAUUUACGUACACUACAAGAUGCACAAGGCAUAUGGAGGCCCGGUACCUCUCAAGUGGAUUGUCAACACAAGGUAAACCUCAAAACUGUCACAGUAGCCUUUGACAGGAACAAAAUCUUUGAAGUGCCACACAGUCCGACCAAGAAUAGGUCCAUCGAACAAUCUUUGACAAAAGAGACAGAAGCACCAAAGACGGAUUAUUAUGCUUCAAUGACAGCACCAAGUGACUCUCGCCAAAACGUAAACAACUAUCACGAUUAUGUCACUCCAACCAGCACAUGCGCUCUGGAUGACACUCGGUCUGUCCAUUCCAUUUCAGAGGCUUCUCCGGAUAGAGUUUCCAGAACAAAUAUCUUAUCACGCAUGGCAAAAACAAAAGCGUCCUGGGUAGAAAAUCAGAAGAUUCAUGAAUCUCUUCCGCAUAGGAAGAGUCCAAUACUCUGCAAAGGUAGUCCGGUUGGAGGUCUUUCAUUAACACCGUUCAUGGAGAAAACGUUGUCAACGGAUAGGGCCACAAAGGGAGUUCGAGACGGAAAAAAGUUUGAUCUACUACCAAUAUCAAAAUAUUUGGCCCACUAUCGAGACCAGAGGAAGUUCAGAAAGGAAAAAAAGCUACCCUUGGUUCGCAUCAGUUCCUACCACACUCUAUGUGGUUGCCUGGACGGCUUAGGAUCAUGGGAUUGUCCACAGCAAGAAUAUCAAAAAGAAAAACGACAAACUGCGACAUUCUUUACGACAAAGGACGUAUUUAAACCUUUCCAUUCAAGAUUGUUACCCACUAGGGGCGAGGUUUUAUAUGUGGAGCCUGCGCAGACGAGGUUAAAUUCUUAUCUUACAGAUCACGUCAGGUUACCAAGUCUCCAAGGAAACAGCAGGAACGACACUUUUGUCACUGAAUUUACCGAGAGGUCCAGAUUCAAAGCAAAAAGAAAUACUACAUUUCCCGUCAUUGUGCACUGACAGGAGUUUCGGUUUGUGAGCAAAAACGUUCAAGUCAUUCAUUUCUGUCUGGUUCCUUUAAUUUAAAACGCAAAUUUGUAGUAUAUGAUACUGAAAAUCUAAAGGGUUGUAAAUCUAUCUGGUUGUGGAGUUAUUCAAAAAAAAGGAACUGAAUAGGACUUGCAGAGAGUGAUACUCCAUUUAAAGCUUUCAGACACUGAAUAUCGACAACUGCCUCAUUUAAUAUAGGGAAAGGCAAUCUCUGAAAAUAAAUUGUUGAGUAUUUUAUGGAUUCUUUUGUUUCUCAGAGCGGUGACCUAAUCGUAUUUUCACUUUAUCCUUCCCAAACUGUGAUUUUACAAUGUCCCUUUUCACUUUUCUUUACCUUUCGCAUACUUCAAGUAGUACUCUUUAUAUGACUUGAAUGUGAAGAGCGUGUAGUGUCUUAUCAGAGUUGAUUAGAGGUCUCGUAAUAGAGACGUAUUAGGGGGGUUGUUACGAGACGAGUAA